AUGGUGCGUCUCAACAGUGUUCAAGCGAAAGCCCUUCGUCGCCUGCAAAACCAGGCGGGGGUUCAGCAACCUCCCAAAACCAAAUGGCCCAGCGUCGUUGGCAAGCCCGUGUACCUCCCUGAAUUCCGCGUCGCUCUCGUCCGAACCCCCAACCUCACCCCCCGAUAUGCUCAAUUCCGCGUCCCUCUCAACUUCAACAAGUUCGAUCUCCGCAGCUACCUAUGGCACUUGUAUGGAGUUGGAACCCUCAGCAUCCGUAGUUACGUCCAGGCACAACCGAUCACACGAAUCUCUCGCGAUAACAAGGGUUUCGGCCCGUGGCGCCGACCUAAGUCGCAGAAGCGCAUGACUGUUGAAUUGAAGGAACCCUUCGUGUACCCCCCGGAGCCGAAAGAUCUGACCCCCUGGGAGCAUGAAAGCUGGUCAAAGGCCGAGAAGUUCCAGAUCGACCUACAAGAAAAGGAGAACCCCAAGCCGAACAAGGGUGAACAACCCGAUCGCGAGUUGCGCGAGGCUUACAAGGAGCAGGCCAAGGCACUGCUCGAGAAGAAGGAGACUUGGAGACCGACCUGGAAGGCUCUGGGCUUGGAGCCACACCAGGCUGCUAAGAAUGGCGGGUUCGCCCCUGCUUCUACGCUGCCGGCUUGGUUUGCGAAGGGACGGAAGCACGGAGCGCGGUAA
Penicillium crustosum is the source of this 681-nucleotide messenger RNA. RefSeq names its product mitochondrial 54S ribosomal protein uL23m. Lineage: Eukaryota; Fungi; Ascomycota; Eurotiomycetes; Eurotiales; Aspergillaceae. Gene Ontology annotation, molecular function: structural constituent of ribosome. The record is from RefSeq and is a predicted model, not a curated record. Gene Ontology annotation, biological process: mitochondrial translation. The transcript has 3 exons. The coding region runs from base 1 to 681 and encodes 226 amino acids. Gene Ontology annotation, cellular component: ribosome; mitochondrial large ribosomal subunit.